AUUUCGGAAUAGAGUUUAUAAGUUCCUACUCUGAAUCCACGCUUCACUUUCAUUUGAUUGAAUAAAUUAAAUAUCAAAGUUGACCUUUAGAUAAUUGAGAAGAGUGAUUGCAAAAAUCUCGUGAAUAAUGCUUAUCUCAAAAAGCUACCGAUGUGGUGAUCGAUGACGCUAGGGCCAAUAUUAUCCCAUCACCAAGUUGCAUUUACUUGAUGUUGUGCCUAACCCCAUACUCACCCUCACAGCUACCUACCUACCGUACCUACCUCGUAAGAUAGCUGAUAUACCCUUGGGCCAUAGUAUUUUAUCGGUCCAAGGCAAUACAAGUUUACGGGUCUUGGCCCAAUUCAAUGGUAGGCCCACCACUGGACGUUUCAAACCAAAACGACGAUAAGAUUGUAAUUUGCCAUGGAAGUGAUUUCCAAGAGAUUAGCGGGUCCCUACUAAUUUCCGUGUUGUCGGACGGCAGGGCCACGUGCGUGUGAGUAGAAAAAUGGAAAGGGCAGGGCAAUUUGGCAGUAUUAUUAUUAGAAAUUAAGCCCUAUGUAUGGUUGUAUUUACUCAUGAAUCUGAUGAUGGUUGGGGUUGGGGACCUUGGUCGGAAGUUUGAAGAUUCCUGAUACCAAAGUCGAAAAAGGUUUUGAAAUUGCGUAUGAUGUGAAUAAAGGCCAUGUUGAGAAAAGAAGCACACCACAGCAUUGGUGACUAGUGCUAUUGGAAUCUGUAUCUGCUGAGAGAGGUCGCGUAUCAAACAAACUUCCUACUAGAAAAAGGAAUUACCUUUUGCCAUUCACCAGAAAAAGAAAAAGAAAUUAGGGGCAAUAUUUAUGCAAUCAAGUCAAAUGUUAGAUAUAUAUGAAGACUAAUUAACCACCCAUCCCACUCACCAUGGUCCCAAAAGGCGAAGUCAUACUACUAUUCGAUUCAAAAUAAAGUUUAGCCAAAGUAAUAAAGGAGGAAGUGAAAAUGCCAUGAUGAACACGACAGCCAUUUCCUCUAUUAUUGUUUCGUAUCUAAAUGAAACGUCAUGGAUUGGAUUAAUGGUGCUGACAAGAUUAUAAUUGCAAAAGCCUUCUAACUCUAAUAUUAUACAGAUCUAACCUCCCGGAUCUAUAUAUAUAUAUAUAUAUACCAGACCAAUGACAUUCGCACACAGGAACAAUUUAAAGCUUCUGUAAAAGUGAAGAAGAAGUUGCAUUUCCCAUUUUACUACUGUGCCUGUGUGGGUAGCUGUCACUUAGUUCAACUGACGAACACUCUCAUGUUAAAGAAGCCUUCGCUAAAUGCCAGUCAUGGUCACCAUAUAAUGAAGGCCACGGCUAUAAAUGGAUUACAGGGAGAUGUAUAGAAACAUCAAACUUUAGCUGUCACAAGCAUGGUAUUUAAUUUUAAUAGCAUGGCUGUAUGUGUGUCACGGUGUUUCGUAUCUUAGGCCUUCUAAUAUUGGGGGUAUGGCAUAGUGUAUGCCGUAUGGUGCCUUAGGCUUUUUGUAUUGGGUAUACAGUUAGCAGAGUGCAGGGCCUUGUUUUGAGUUGAAAAUAAACAAACAUGGCUGUCCAACAAUCUUGCCCCGUAGCCAAUGGUUCCUGGGAUGAUGAUGGGCGUCCAAAAAGAACCGGAACCUUGUGGAGUUGCGUCGCUCAUAUCAUUACUGCUGUUAUCGGCUCUGGAGUUCUGUCUUUGGCAUGGAGUACUUCACAGUUGGGAUGGAUAGCAGGGCCAGUUUCUUUGCUUUGGUUUGCGAUUGUCACCUAUAUUUCUGCCUUUCUCCUUGCCGAUUGUUACAGGUCUCCCGACCCCAUAACCGGAACUCGAAACUACACAUAUAUGGACGCUGUUAGAGUGAAUCUUGGAAGAACACAUACGUGGUUUUGUGGUUUGCUUCAAUACUUGAGCUUGUAUGGGACUGGUGUUGCUUAUGUAAUUACUACAGCAACCAGUAUGAGAGCAAUUCAGAAAUCAAACUGUUAUCACAAAGAAGGGCAUCAGGCUUCAUGUGCAUAUGGGGAUAAUUUAUAUAUGCUGCUCUUUGGGCUUGUUCAGAUCAUCAUGUCGCAGAUUCCAGAUUUCCACAACAUGAAAUGGCUCUCCGUCGUUGCUGCAAUCAUGUCCUUUUCCUACUCUUUCAUUGGAUUUGCACUUGGGUUUGCAAAAGUAAUAGAAAAUGGCAAGAUAAUGGGGAGCAUUACCGGAGUCCCAGCUGCUAAUGUUGCUGACAAAUUAUGGUUAGCCUUCCAAGCACUCGGGGACAUUGCUUUUGCCUAUCCAUACUCGAUUAUUGUAAUUGAGAUACAGGAUACUUUGAAGUCCCCUCCUCCAGAAAAUCAGACCAUGAAAAAGGCCUCAGUGACUGCCAUCUUUGUCACAACCUUCUUCUACCUCUGCUGUGGCUGCUUUGGAUAUGCUGCCUUCGGGAAUGACACGCCAGGAAACCUAUUGACCGGAUUUGGUUUCUAUGAACCUUAUUGGCUUAUUGAUUUUGCUAAUGCUUGCAUUGUCCUCCAUUUGGUAGGAGGAUAUCAGAUUUAUUGCCAGCCAGUAUUUGCAUUUGUUGAGAGAUGGGCGAUGAAGAAAUAUCCCAACAGUAGCUUUGUAAAUAAUUUCUACACCUUCAAACUCCCUUUGUUGCCGGGUUUUCAGUGGAAUCUUCUCAGGCUAUGUUUCCGAACUGCAUAUGUUAUCUCAACCACUGCACUUGCAAUGCUAUUCCCUUACUUCAACCAGGUGUUGGGACUAUUAGGGGCCCUGAACUUCUGGCCUUUGGCCAUAUAUUUCCCUGUGGAAAUGUACUUCGUACAAAAGAAAAUAGGAGCUUGGACCAGGCAAUGGAUUGUACUUAGGAUAUUUAGCUUUGUUUGUUUUCUCGUGACUGUUGUGGGUUUUAUCGGAUCGCUUGAAGGACUGAUAAGCGCCAAAUUGAGCUGAGGGAUUCAUGUUCUUCAUAAUUUAGCACUUGGGAGAAAGAAAGUUUGAAAUGAAUGCUACAAAUUACAAUACGGCC
Carya illinoinensis is the source of this 2998-nucleotide messenger RNA. Its product is annotated as probable amino acid permease 7. The transcript is spliced from 7 exons. The coding region runs from base 1546 to 2922 and encodes 458 amino acids. Gene Ontology annotation, cellular component: plasma membrane. The record is from RefSeq and is a predicted model, not a curated record. Lineage: Eukaryota; Viridiplantae; Streptophyta; Magnoliopsida; Fagales; Juglandaceae.